Molecule: messenger RNA, 1289 nt
Organism: Fragaria vesca subsp. vesca
Lineage: Eukaryota; Viridiplantae; Streptophyta; Magnoliopsida; Rosales; Rosaceae
Exons: 9
Coding region: 185-1186 (333 amino acids)
Molecular function (GO): protein binding; DNA binding
Source: RefSeq, a predicted model, not a curated record
CCAGCGGGACUUGACGAGCUUGAAAGCGUUCCACACAGUUUUCAUAUAUAUUGGGAUUUUAAUUUCUAAUAAAAAAUCUUGAAGACGAGGACUCACGUCGGCCUCUUUGCUUUCUCCGGCAACUCUCCGAUGCUGAUGUUGUUUUAGAAGAGUGACUGGAGAAAUACAAGGGUAAUUGUUGAGAAUGGUGCAAGGUUUGUCACUGAGCACUCUGGCUACGUCGUGUAGCAGCAGUGUUUGUGGAUCAAUGCCUUCAUGGAGGAAGCAUUUUGGAGUAAUGAGGAAAGAGCUGAUAAGUGGUGAAAGGAGUUUUGUGUGGCAUCAGUGUGAUCAUAGUGUAUUCGUGAAAGGUAACCCUGAUAUGUUGAGGCAAAGGAAUGUAAGGGUGGAAGCUGGGUGGCUGUUUAAAGGGGGUGACCGGGGGUCAGAUGCCAUCUCAGAGCGAAGUGAGAGUGCUAAUGAGGAUAUUUUGAUAUUCUUCUUCCAGUUGGACCUGGCAACUCGAGUACAGUAUGCAUUGAAUAUGGAAGAGUAUGACAUUGCACAACAACUGAGAACCAAGCUGGCUGAGGUUGAAGCAGAAGUUGCUAAGCAGCAGGAGGGAAAAAGGGGAUCAUCUUCAAGAAGUGAAGCUCAAGAUAAGGCCAUAAGUAUCAUUCGCUUACGUGCAGACUUGCAAGGUGCAAUUGAAAGUGAGAAUUAUGCAUUGGCAGCCAAGCUACGGGAUGAAAUUUCAAAAUUGGAGGCAGAAUCAUUGGCUGUAUCAGCCAAAGCUUUGGCACAUGAAAAUGCAAACUAUUCAUUUCGUUUGGGACAGAGAGUGAGGCAUCAAAAUUUUGGUUAUCGGGCUGUGGUUUGUGGAAUGGAUCCAGUGUGCUGUGAAUCAAGUUCAUGGAUGGAAACUGCUCAAGUUCAAAAGUUGUCUCGGGGUUCUAAUCAGCCAUUUUAUCAGGUUUUGGUUGAUGUGCAUGCAGACCCCAACCUUCUGGUGGCUUAUGUUGCUGAGGAGAAUCUGUUGGCCCCUGACACACCAGACUUGGAUAGAUUUGAUCAUCCAUAUAUUUCCUUCUUAUUCUAUGGGAUGGACGCAGCUGGUGAUUUCAUCCCUAUCAAGCAACUACGUGAGAAGUUCAACAGGCCGCGACAUGAAAUUCCCCUCGAUGAGGAGCCUGGAGGCGAUGCUUAGACAAAUGGCAGCAUUUUAGUAACAGACCUUGUAUAACAUACUGAUUGUUUUCCGGUUCUACAACAAUACUAAUUAGAAUGUGGAUAAACGAGUAAACAGGUUA